AUGCGUUCCUCUACAUUUGCUCUCAUCGUUGCCUCGCUAGUCAUCGGCUUCCCUGCCGCAUUGGCUGCCGGGCCACGUCCUGAAUGCACUUAUCAAGUCAACAACAUCAAAUCCACCGAUACUUGCGCGUCAGUUUCGGCAUGGUCUACCGUUUCUGUACAGACCAUCGAGAAGCUCAACCCGGGUAUCAAGUGUGAUACCCCUGGCAUGGGCGUGUCUUCUCUUUGCCUGCAGGAGAUAACGCUGCCUUGUACCCUCAACGCCACAGCUUGGGAGUCGAAGUGCAACGAUCUUGCCUCUGAGUACCAGCUCAGCGUCGACCAGUUCGUUCAACUGAACAACAACGUAAAUGAUGCGUGUAGCAACCUCGUUGCUGGCGAACCUUACUGCGUCAGCACAGCUGAGUGUUAUCCGGGCAACCACAUCCCGUACUGCUAG
Messenger RNA from Peniophora sp. CBMAI 1063, 438 nucleotides. The record is from the annotation of a GenBank genome assembly. NCBI's taxonomy places the organism in Eukaryota, Fungi, Basidiomycota, Agaricomycetes, Russulales, Peniophoraceae.